CUUUCAGUUUCUUUCCCCUUUGACCAUGCUGAAGGACAGGCCAGUCGGCAGGCUGUCUGUAGAGCUGAGGGAAGGCACAGAAGCGGUGCAGAUCACACGGGGCAGGACCCCCGGCCAACCUCAGGCUCCCGUGGGGCCAGCGGGGGCAGACGGCAGGUGGAGGCCACGACCUCAGCUCCAGGAUGGACAAACACAGCCAGAACAUAGGGGACACGAACAUAGAGGAGCAGAAUUGCCCAGAGCUCAUUUUCAGGCACUUCAAAGAAAAUAAGGUGGAGAUUGCAAGUGCAAUAACAAAGCCAUUUCCUUUCCUUAUGAGCCUCCGAGACCGCUCCUUCAUCUCUGAGCAGAUGUUUGAAAAUUUUCAAGAAGCUUGUAGAAACCUGGUCCCAGUGGCAAGAGUGAUAUAUGAUGUCCUCAGUGAACUGGAGAAGACAUUUGACCUGUCACUUCUGGAAACAUUGUUCAGCAACGUCCACCUGAAGACCUACCCUGAUUUAAAUGAGAUUUUCAGAAGCUUCCAAAACGUGAUUGGUGACUUCUAUUACGAAAUCCACGAAGAAGAGAUGCAGGAGAUACUCAGUAUCAAGUCACACCAGCAAGGAAGGAUAACCCUGACAGGAGCUGGACUCCCAGAGCAUCUCAGUGACGGGGAGCAGAUGGACACAAGGGAAGAAGAUUCAACUCAUGACUCAGAUGAUGAAUUAAGGACUCAAGAAACCACAAAUGAAUGUGACCGGGAAUCUGAACAAGAAGAGAAAGCUACAAAGGAACAAUUAAGAGACAAAGAAUGGGAGAGAAGAGCAAUAUCCGAGAAAGCAAAAGGAAAAGCUGCAGGAGCAGGGAAGAGAGAAACACACCUGGAGAAAGAGAGGCUCCAAGAGAAAGAGAGGCUCCAAGAGACACCCGCAGGAACAAACAGGCAGAGAUUAAGAAAGUGGAAAGAAAUGAAUGAGAAAAUGGGAAAGCGAAGGAGGUGUACAAAGAGGAAGAUUCUCCCAUUGUCUGAGGGCAUUAACACCUGUCCUGAAACACGUGAUGUGGAAGAGCCUCAGGAAGCCUUGAGGUCCCCGCCAAGUUGUGGGCCAGUUUCCUGUGAGCAGGUAGCUCUCCAAAAGACUAAUGGAGAAGGUGCCGAAGAAAUACCUAAAUUGCUGCCAGUUGGUGGGAGAGAGUCUUGGAAUCUUACUCUACAAAUGGAUGAAGAAGAAUCAGAAGAAGUGCCCAGGUUACUACCUUAUGAUAGAGAAGAGACCUGUGAUCCCCAAACUCUGCAAAACACUAAGGAAGAAGAACCAGAGAAGGAGCUCAGUCCAGUGGCAGAUGAAGGAGAAGAGGGCAGCAAUGCCUGUUUGGAAAUGUGUGAUGGAAAAGAGGCCCAGGAAGCCUCGAGCCUCCCGCCAACAUGUGGGCCAGAGAGCAGUGCCUGUUUGGAAGCCUGUGCUGGAGAAGAGCCCCAGGAAGCUUUGAGCCCCCUGCCAAGACUUGGGCCAGAAGGCAACAGUACCCCUUUAGAAAUGUGUGAUGGAGAAGAGCCCCAGGAAACCUUGAGCUCACCAGCAGAAAGUGGGCCAGGGGAGGAAGUGUCUGGUGAACUAGAAGAUUACCAAACGAGUGAGGAAGGAGAAUCAAAAGAGCUUACUUCUAGCCCACCACGCUAUGAUGAAUCAGGAGCAGAGCAACCAGAAUUUGGAAAUGAAAAGUGUUCCUGUGUCAUGUGUUUCUCAAAAGAUGUGCAAGAAGGCCCAGAAGCAAGGACAGAAACUGACCAAGCACAUGGCACGAUGGAUACUGUCAAUAUUGGAAAUAACUCUACCUUCAUAAUACCCAAGAGGAAAAGAAGAAAAAAGAAAGGGCAUUCCUGGACCAGAAUAAAAAGGACACGGCAGAAAAAAAUACGACAAAAUGAUAGCAGCCCAGUUGGUAGUCUGCUGUUCGCAAAUGAAAAGAGCAUGAAUCUCCAAGGCCUUGCCAAGUUUGGAGGGAGAAGGAGAGGGAGACCUAGGACUCUCUUCACUCAGAAUAACAGAACCCCACAGAAUAGAGUCCGAUCAAAAGCCUCAAGAAUGCACGGAAAUGAAACUGUGGAUUUUCAGGCUCCUUUACUUACUGUGACCUGUGGUGAGGCAAAGGGUAUUUUAUACAAGAAGAAAUUGAUACAAGGAAUCGGGGUGAAGUGUAUACAAACUGAAGAUGGAAACUGGUUGACCCCCAGGGAAUUUGAAAUCAAAGGCGGCCAUGAAAGAGCAAAAUCUUGGAGGCUGAGUGUGCGCUGUGGCGGGUUGCCCCUACGAAGGCUGAUAGAGAAUGGAUUUCUACCUAAUCCUCCACGAACAUACGGGAGGAGAAAAAAGCAGAGUAUACUGCAGUCUCACAGUAACUUAGGUGACCCUUAUUUGGGAAACCUGGAUGAAUGCGAGGUGUGCCGGGAUGGAGGGUUUCUGUUCUGCUGUGACACUUGUUCCAGAGUCUUCCAUGAGGACUGUCACAUCCCGCCUGUGGAAACUGAGGCGACGCCGUGGAAUUGCAUCUUCUGCAGGAUGAAGGAGUUUUCAGGAAGCCAAGAGUGUCUUCGGGAACCUGAGAUCCUGGAGAGGCAGAUGGGGCCCGAGGAGCAGCUGAAAUGUGAAUUCCUCCUCUUGAAAGUCUAUUGCUGUUCUGAGAGCUCCUUUUUUGCCAAGAUUCCAUAUUAUUAUUAUAUUAGAGAGGCUUCUCGAGCCCUGAAGGAACCUAUGUGGUUGGACAAAAUCAAGAAAAGGCUGAAUAAGCGGGGUUAUGCCCAGGUGGAGGGGUUUGUGCAGGACAUGCGCCUCAUCUUCCAGAACCACAGGGCGUCAUACAAGUACAACAAUUUUGGCCAAAUGGGACUGAGACUGGAGGCUGAAUUUGAGAAGAAUUUUAAGGAAGUGUUUGCUAUUCAGGAAACAAAUGAGAACAGUUGACUUGUGCAGUGGAUGCUGAAGAAGCUCAGGAAAUGGUGCCCCAAAGUAAGCUGCUGAUCACUUAAACCUGAGAGCAUCUGGGGAACAGCAAACGCAGGGAGGGGCUUGCUCUUAGCUCCCCUUAUCUGCGCAAAGAUGGAUCCUCCAAAAGGAACUCGUUUGUCAUGAAUUCCCUCCCUGGGGAUUUCAUCAACCAGGGAAGAUUACUCAGGUCACAAGGAAGGAGAUUGGAGGUGACACAAGCCCAGACCACAUCUCACCUCUUCUCCCAAGGGCUGCUCCAGACAACUUUCACAUCCUGCAAGACCUUACGCUUACACCACAAGACCACCUGUCACUGUUACACCCUUCCUUCCCUCACCCGACCACAGCUGCUGCUGCCACCCUCCCCCAGGGGCCCCAAGUCUCCAUUCUUUAAAGUCAAGUCAUCUGACUCUGCUUGGAGUCUCAUAUUUUGUGGGACUCUGAUAUGUACAUACAUCAUUAAAUGUUUCUUGUUCCCCAGUUAA
Lemur catta (Ring-tailed lemur) is the source of this 3451-nucleotide messenger RNA. RefSeq names its product nuclear body protein SP140-like. Gene Ontology annotation, biological process: regulation of transcription by RNA polymerase II. Gene Ontology annotation, cellular component: nucleus. The record is from RefSeq and is a predicted model, not a curated record. Gene Ontology annotation, molecular function: DNA-binding transcription factor activity, RNA polymerase II-specific; protein binding; DNA binding. The transcript is spliced from 28 exons. Bases 183 to 2942 code for a protein of 919 amino acids. Lineage: Eukaryota; Metazoa; Chordata; Mammalia; Primates; Lemuridae.